UCUGUUUGGUGUGGGCCGUUAUUUUGUCUUCCUCAAGCUUCAAAUGAACAACAGGCUAAAAGCUGCGCAAAUGAAUUAAGUAUUAAGUCACGUAAAUGUGAUUUCGUCCGCUCUCGUCGCUCGCCGCCGACAUAGAUGGGGUUGCGGGGACAGUAGCUGGUUGUCUCGCAGGGCUGCGGGGUCCUCGCUCGGACUGAAGGCCGGGAGCAGGACGCGGAGUGACAGCCGGGGAGAGCAGCGUUGGUCCGGCUGGACGCACGGCCAGACUCCCGGGGAGCUGCGAGGCUCGGAGCACCGCCGGGUCCGUUCUCCUACUGCCGCCCUGCUCAGUCCACCGAGGGGAUGGCACACCUACGAGACAUGCAGAACCAGAACACCCGACUGGAUCCUGAGGAGUACUUCACCAAGCAGGAACGGAUCGGUAAAGGUUCUUUUGGAGAAGUUUACAAAGGAAUCAACAACCGGACCAAGGAAGUGGUGGCGAUUAAAAUAAUUGACCUAGAGGAGGCAGAGGAUGAGAUAGAAGACAUUCAACAGGAGAUCACAGUGCUGAGCCAGUGUGACAGUCCAUUUGUUACCAAGUAUUAUGGAUCAUACCUAAAGGGGACCAAACUGUGGAUUAUCAUGGAGUAUUUAGGUGGAGGAUCUGCUCUGGAUCUGCUCCGUCCAGGACCUCUUGAAGAGACUUACAUUGCUACUAUACUGAGGGAAAUACUAAAGGGGCUGGAGUAUCUGCAUUCUGAAAGGAAGAUUCACAGAGAUAUCAAAGCUGCCAAUGUGCUCUUGUCAGAGCAAGGUGACGUGAAGCUUGCAGAUUUUGGGGUAGCAGGACAGCUGACAGAUACUCAGAUCAAGAGGAACACAUUUGUUGGUACACCUUUCUGGAUGGCACCAGAGGUCAUCAAGCAGUCAGCCUAUGACUUCAAGGCUGAUAUCUGGUCUCUGGGAAUCACUGCCAUUGAACUGGCCAAAGGUGAACCUCCCAACUCCGAUCUACAUCCCAUGAGAGUCCUGUUCCUCAUACCCAAAAACACUCCACCAACAUUGGAGGGCCCGUACAGCAAACCAUUUAAAGAGUUUGUAGAAGCCUGUCUAAAUAAAGACCCUCGUUUUAGGCCCACCGCCAAAGAGCUCCUGAAGCACAAGUUCAUCACACGUUACACAAAGAAAACAGCCUAUUUAACAGAGCUGAUAGAUCGCUAUCGUCGCUGGAAAUCAGAGGGUCACGGCGAGGAAUCCAGCUCUGACGACUCAGAUAUGGAUGCUGACGGAGAUGUAGACCAGUGUCCCAUGUGGACCUUCCCCACAGUCAGGCCCAGCUCUAUGAACAAAUUACAGAAGGGCUACACACACACAGAUUCAGAGUUAGGAGACUCUAUGAAAAGACAACCCAAGUCACAGUGCUUGUCUGCUCUGGUAACACCCAUCUUCAGAGAGUUGAAGGACAAGCGGCGGGCCAGUGGCGGUGGAGUAGGAGCCAUCGAAGAACUGGAGAACGCCUUCAACCUAGCAGAAGAGUCCUGUCCGGGUAUUUCUGACCGACUCGUCACCCACAUGAUGGAGAGAGUGUGCAGGUUUUCUUUAAACGGUAACACUACUCCAUCUUCUCGGUGAAGAACCAACUGGAUAUCAUUCAAUCCAGCUCCAUUUUCUUUUCUUUUUUCCUUUCUUCCCGACCCGCCCGAGUCCUCAGACGAAAGAUCUAUGAUGAGCCCAUCCAUCCAUCCACCCCCACCAUCUUGUACCACUGCCACCCUUUGUCCCCUCAGAGAUCUUUUAAUUAGUUAACGACUAAAUAUUUUUACAGUUUGUCCUUUAAGAGCGGAGAGUAUUUAAGAGACAAAAAAAGCCAUGACAUUAAGAGCAUUGUGUAUACCUGUUAGAGUGAAAACUGCUAUAAUAAAGUCUAUAGAAA
Cololabis saira (Pacific saury) is the source of this 1915-nucleotide messenger RNA. RefSeq names its product serine/threonine kinase 25b (gene stk25b). Bases 343 to 1614 code for a protein of 423 amino acids. The record is from RefSeq and is a predicted model, not a curated record. Gene Ontology annotation, biological process: protein phosphorylation. The transcript is spliced from 11 exons. Lineage: Eukaryota; Metazoa; Chordata; Actinopteri; Beloniformes; Belonidae. Gene Ontology annotation, molecular function: protein kinase activity; ATP binding.